AUGGCCUCUCGUCAAUACCAAAGGCAGGAAAAUCACGUCCAACCCGCGAUCGACCCAAGCACUUGGACGGAGCAGCUGCCCCUGCCACGACCCUAUGCGCGAAGCGUUGGCUCCUACAAUACUGGUUUAACGUACGCACAACACGAAUUUUUGAGGCGGAGGAAGAUACCGCAUGGUCGCCAAUUAGAGGAAUUAGACUUCACUAAUAUUGAUGGCCGAAUUCACCUACCAGCUCCUAAACAUGUGUUGCUAUCACUUUCCCCCUCGAACCACGAUUCAAGAUUGCCAGAUGGCUCGAGAAACACAUCGUACAACGACACACCUAGUCUACACCAUCGAGGUGAUCGAAACGUACUACCAGCAAGAGGCUCUCAAAGUUUGACGAAUUCGCAAUAUGAUCAGGCAUGGAUGCCCCCAUACAGUGCUGAUUCAGUUCUUCUGCAAAGUACUCCUUAUGCCAGUGAACAACAAACUUCUCGCAAUACUUGGUCAAAAGUACCGACUGUUAUGCCAUCGAACCUACAGUCUUCUUUUGGUCCGACCGCCUCUGCAGGCCAACAGUAUUAUGGUCCAUACUGGCCGGAUGGAACUUUCAGCCCAUAUCGACCUGCACCCGUGCGCAACGACCGCUUCUUUCACUGGCGACAUAGCCGAGAUCUCAGUCAGAAUUCCAGACCACAUCAAGUCAAUCAAGUCAAUCAAGUCAAUCUGGAGCCAAUAUGGACGCACGGUCCUGCUCUGAAUGCACAGCAAUUCGCUCAGGGUACAGUACAAGGUGUUCGAUCCUUGCAGUCAUUACCACCUCGUGACGGUUAUGUCCCUUACCUAUCCUUCCAGGACAGAAUCUCAGAUGCGCUUGUCGCUGGUACAAGUUACCACGACCGUCCGACUACUGAGGAAGGUCAAUUCAGCAUAUCUGAACAGGUGCCAUUCAAGCCACAAAACCAACGAGGCGACGGUACACUUCACGCCACCGCAGCAUCAGAGCUGAUCGCACAACGAGAUCAGGCAUUCUCAUGGGCAUAUCGUAUAUACAUCGACCUGCUUGCUAAUAUACAGCGAGAUUCGAAAUUAGGAAGACAACACACAAAUCAAUUGGGACAAUCUCGAACAGUGGUGAAACCAGCGAUCUUUCCUCGACCACCUCAACGAGCGCAAUCCCAUUUCACAAGAUCUCUCAACUUAAAGAAUGGCAACCAAGGCUCAUACAAAAUGCAUGCUGGUGGGGAGAGCUACCAACCCAUGUCGAUUGAGGCUUCUGAUCGUCCUCAAACGGCGAUACGAAUGACUCGCCGGAAGACAGACUCAGCAGCUGGUGGUCCAGGGUCGUUUCAAUCAAACAAUGAUUACAGUUCUCUUGUUGGAAAUCCAGUUGAUACGUCCUUGAGUUUCCAGGAACGAUUCAACGUGAUGACUGGCGCCUUGAUGAGCACCCAACAACACAUUGACAAUGCCGCAGCUGCGCUUGAUACCAUCGAGGCCAUAUGUCGAGAUUCCGAGGUUUCAUGGACAGAUGGUAUGCUUCUGGCUGGUUGUUUGGCAUAUGGCAUCGGAAACUAUACCCAAGCACUGAAGUGGUAUCAGAAAGUUGUCAAGUUGGACUCGAACCAUGUCGAAGCAAUAUCAAAUCUUGCCGCGACAUUACUAGCCCUUGGACGACGAGACGAAGCCGCCAAUCAAUGGACCGCUGCCAUUAAGCUUCGUCCGAGCUAUUUCGAAGCAGUUGAGCACCUUGUCGGUCUGUAUGUUAGCAGCCAUAGAACGAGAGAUGCUGUGGAUAUCAUAGAAUACGUCGAGUCACGCUUGAAAUUACCAGUCCAUGCACAAAGCAUUGCUGGACCUGAUUCGCAUAUCGAGGACGAUAGUGACGAUCAAAGCCGAGCAUCUAGCACAACCAUAGGGUCGACCGAUGUCCCGUACUACGAUUUCGAUACCGGUAGGCGGUACAGCAAAUCGUCAACCGCAUCUGAGCAUCCCCAGGGACUCGGUGCCUUCGGCUAUGCUGUACCUGUCGCCGACAAUGGACGUCUCCUGGCCUUGAUUCACGCAAAAGGUAAUAUGCUCUACUCUCUUGGCGAUAACCGAGCUGCGGCAUCAGCCUUCGAGGACGCCAUAUUGAUAGCGACUGGUGAGAGGAAAGGUGGUGUCCGCGGUUUGAUAGAAAGAAUACUUCAAGCCUGCGUUUCGUCCGUGGAUCCGUACACAGCGGCGAGAGUAGCAGAGAGUAAAGAGCCUAUCCUCCUCACACCCGAUCGCGCACAGACAAUCUCACAACGAAUGUUUCCUCCGUCUGGUGAAUUGCCUGGUCUCGAGCAUGUUCCAUCGAACGUAGCACUAAAGGCUGCCAUAUCAACAUCGAGCAAUUCGUUGCUUUCCCUAGCCAAGAUCUACCAAGACGGCUUGUGCUCGCAAACAGCGGGUAAGAAUGCUGCGAAUCCUGGAACGAGGGAAAUCUUGGCCUUGUACUAUUUGUCCUUGUCGCUGCAACCUAGUCCAUCCACUGCUAACAAUGUUGGUAUACUGCUCGCUGGUGUGCAGACAGCAUCGGUCGUGCAGGUCACACCUCAACACACACAGAACUGUGUUUUCAACUACACCGGCGUCUCACCUGGGAGUGGUGUGGCUCUAGCACUUGCAUACUACAAUUACGGCCUCAACCUGGACGGCAAGCACGCACAUUUGUACACGAACCUUGGAAGUCUUCUGAAAGACCUCGGAGAACUGCAAGCUGCUAUCAAAAUGUAUGAGACGGCUGUCAGCUGUGAUGGAACCUUCGACAUAGCGCUGGCUAACCUCGCCAAUGCUGUCAAGGACCAAGGCAGAAUUGCUGAUGCGAUCAAAUACUACAAACGUGCAGUACAGGCGAAUCCUGACUUCGCCGAAGCCGUAUGUGGUCUUGCGACGGCUCUGAAUUCUGUUUGUGACUGGUAUGGUCGUGGUGGUGUGUAUGCAGAUGGUGGUCUACGCGAUAGAAUCCACGUUGACGAGCGUGGAAUGAUGUAUGAAGGUCGCAAAGGAUCUGGAUGGAUGCACAAGGUAGUUGAGAUAGUGGAUCGCCAGCUUCGCGACGGAGAGUCCUGGGGUGUUGGGAUCCUGAAAUCGGAUGUGAUUGAGCUCAUCUGCAACCAGUUGACCCUCAUCAAGAGCAAUUUACCUCAAGAAAGACAGAUGCAAACGUAUCGUCAUAUCCAACAGAGCUUGCAAGCAUGGGCAGGCAGGAAGUGGGAAGGCUCUCGAGUUGUCCGGUUGCUUGAACGUGCCAUCAAGUAUAUUGGUUGGCAGUGGUACCAGGAUCGAUACAAGCACAAAAGAGAAUAUCCUUCAAGACGGUAUACACGACCUACCCUGCCAGUCGCUGUGCCAGUACCGAGUGCGCCGACAGUCCUGCCAUUCCAUACCUUCACAACACCUCUCUCAGCGAGACAAGUUCGACAGAUUUCACAGCGUAACGCACUAAGAAUCUCGGUGUCGACUAUGAGAUCUUCAUGGUUACCCCGAACGGUAUACCCGCCUCCUGCACCACCGAAUCCCUGCUUGAAUGUGGGUUAUGUCAGCUCAGACUUUAACAACCACCCUUUGGCUCAUCUCAUGCAGUCUAUCUUUGGGUUACACAACCCCAGAAAAAUACGUGCUCAUUGUUAUGCAACAACAGCAUCCGAUGGCUCGAUACAUCGUCAGCAGAUUGAACGUGAAGCUCCUGUAUUCCGAGAUGCAUCGACAUGGAGUGUAGAGCGACUCGUCAACCAAAUCGUCGAGGACGGUAUUCAUAUCUUGGUAAACCUCAACGGCUAUACACGUGGAGCGAAGAACGAGCUCUUUGCGGCGCGACCUGCACCGAUUCACAUGUCAUUCAUGGGAUUUGCUGGCACGUUGGGUGCAGAAUGGUGUGACUAUGUCUAUGCGGACGAGAUCUCGGUUCCACAACAGACUUUGGCACCUUCCAGAUACAACGUGGAUGUGGAAGAUAAACUGAACCCGCGAUCUCAAGCAGAGGACUUGGAUGAUUGGAUUUAUGCCGAGAACAUCAUCUUCUCGAGGUCAUCUUUCUUUUGCGUUGACCACAAGCAGAGUGCACCAGAUGCGAAACACGGGCCGCCACGACUUCAUGACGAGUGCGAACGAGACCAGGCAUGGACUGAGGAACAGCGACGAAGAUGGAAGCUACGCAAAGAGCUAUUUCCAUCUCUUCCCGAAAAUGCUGUGAUAUUAGGCAAUUUCAACCAGUUAUACAAGAUUGAUCCGACUACAUUUCGGUUGUAUUUACGGAUUCUGAGCGCUGUGCCAAACACGGUAUUGUGGCUGCUGCGUUUUCCUGACGUUGGAGAGCAGAAUCUGAGGCAUUAUGCGCAAGAAUGGGCAGGACCAGAGACAGCAUCCCGAAUUCUUUUCACAGAUGUUGCACCCAAGGGGCUGCACAUCACACGAGCUUCAGUUGUUGAUCUCUUUCUGGACACACCUGAGUGCAAUGCUCACACCACAGCAGCAGAUGUUAUCUGGUCAGGAACACCAAUUGUCACAUGGGCUCGUUGGGACCACAAGAUGUGUUCACGAAUGGCAAGCAGUAUUGUGGCUAGUGCAUUGCCAGAAGGGCCAGAGGGUGAUGAAGGCCGACGGGAUCUUUUGGUAGGAUCAGAGAAGGAGUAUGAGGAUCGCGCUAUUCAAUUAGCGUCGAACUUGCGUUAUGUUGACACAGAUAACUAUGAAUAUUCAGGGCAAGGUCACGGUCGGCUUUUGGAGUUAAGGCGGAUGCUUUGGGAAGGUCGAUGGACAAGUCGGCUAUUUGAUACUAAGCGGUGGGUUAGCGAUCUCGAGAUGGGUUACUGGAAGGCAUGGACUGCUUGGGAAGCAGGGGAAGGAGGCGAUAUCUGGUUGUAA
Messenger RNA from Lithohypha guttulata, 4875 nucleotides. RefSeq lists its product as uncharacterized. The transcript has a single exon. Bases 1 to 4875 code for a protein of 1624 amino acids. NCBI's taxonomy places the organism in Eukaryota, Fungi, Ascomycota, Eurotiomycetes, Chaetothyriales, Trichomeriaceae. Gene Ontology annotation, molecular function: protein binding; glycosyltransferase activity. The record is from RefSeq and is a predicted model, not a curated record. Gene Ontology annotation, biological process: protein O-linked glycosylation.